AUGAUCCCAAAUGGGGCCAGCCAAGUGAAACACAAAGAAUCCCUUUGUUGCAGUCCCUCUAACCAGAGAAAGGAAGCCAUUCCCCUCUCUUGUUUACACCACCACCUUGCCACUCAUAUCACAACCAAUCCUCUUGUCAAUCUGUCUCAAAUAAACCUCCCCGUCAUAUUGUCUCUGAACACAGACCCUAACGAAUGCUUGGAGCCAGACUACAUUGCAACAGACAGCAGGAAAAGCAAAAGGAAGGAACCUGAAAAAGAAGAUAUGGAUGUGUCGGACGUCGAUGUAGAGCAGCCUCCUCAAAAGCGAGUCAAUAACAACGACAAACCUGUCAAGCCCUUUAAGGUCCCGGACACCCUUGCUGACGACUGGGUGCCAGCUGUGGAUGAACUCUACCCAUACGGGAAGCUUACAUGA
This is a messenger RNA of Marasmius oreades (fairy-ring Marasmius), 417 nucleotides long. RefSeq lists its product as uncharacterized. The transcript is spliced from 2 exons. Lineage: Eukaryota; Fungi; Basidiomycota; Agaricomycetes; Agaricales; Marasmiaceae. Bases 1 to 417 code for a protein of 138 amino acids. The record is from RefSeq and is a predicted model, not a curated record.